Molecule: messenger RNA, 957 nt
Organism: Penicillium angulare
Lineage: Eukaryota; Fungi; Ascomycota; Eurotiomycetes; Eurotiales; Aspergillaceae
Exons: 3
Coding region: 1-957 (318 amino acids)
Molecular function (GO): protein binding
Source: RefSeq, a predicted model, not a curated record
AUGCUGCUCACAUUACCACCGGAAAUCUUGCUCAUGAUCCUGGACUUUUGCAACCGAAAGGAAGUUUUGAAAAAUCUCUGCUUAGUCUCGAAAGCCUUACACCUUGCAGUGACCCCGCGACUUUACCGAUCCCUUACUUUACGUGCCAGAAACGAGGGGAAUAUAAGCGACCUUGCCAUUGAUUGUCUGUUGGAGCCCAGCUGUCAAUAUAUUGAACAUACUAGAGAUGUCAUAUUAACAGCGGAAUUCCAUGAACUGCUUUUUCGUCGUUGUCACGAUUAUGCGUCUUCUGAUGACGGUACUGAUGAUGAAGAUGACGAAUCCUCCUCCUCCUCCGAUAAUAACACCGAUUCUCUGGAAAAUUACCCCGAAAGGGUGAUUGGAGAGAGAACGAGCGGAGAUGAUCACCACGAAGAAGAUCCGAAAUACCUGCCGGAAGUCAUACCACAUAUUACAGAAUGGAGUGGAGGUCACUCUGACCUUUUUGCAUACGAGAAAUCUAGCGUCGGAUCUUCUGAGUCUUCUGGGUGGGACUAUGAUGAAGCUGAGGGAGCCGACGUUGAAGUUCCUUUGGAGAAUUUGGAAUCGAGAAUCCAAUCUCUUCUAGGUCUGCUUCCGGAAGCUAAAUUGAAAAAGUUCAGCUGGAGUCUGGGUACAUGUGUUCCAGAAGGCGUCAUCGAGUACUUAAUCCUGACACAGUCUCAAAUUACGUGUCUCGAGAUUGUCACCGACAGCACAUGUCUAGGUCAAGGCCAUCUGAACAUAUGCGAUUUGCACGGAUUGAAGGCUCUUCGACGAAUUCGAUGGAUACGACGUAACGAAUGCUCGUCAAAAACCCCGGGAAAGGCACUUCGCGCCAAUGCUUUGGCGUUGGAAGAAAUUGAGAUUGAUGAGGUUGGCUGUAGAGGAAUACGGAGAAGUCUCGCAAACGGGAGUUUGCUUUUGAACCAAUACUGA